AUUUUGUCUAUGGCUGUACUCAAGGCUGUACUGCACUGUCUAUGCAUGCUAUGCAUGGUCGGUACGGUCUAGACGACUACACACAUAACUUUAGCCUGCUGUCAGACUCUCUAAUUUUCGGAGGAGUUUUAGGGUUUGUUUAACAGCUUUCCUGCAUCGACGAAAUCGGGGUUGAUUUCAUCAUGGAGCCAGGCCCGACUAGUGGGAGUCAGCUAAACAGGCUACUUAGCGGUGGAGAUGCCUCACAAAUUUUAAAGGACAUGUUGAAUGUUGGAAAACCAAAUCAGUCAAACAACGGGGGAGUUGGAUCUGGAUCCGGAGCAUCGCCACAAAAUGUGUCGGAUUUGUCAUCACAAGCCAACAGAGGUGACCCUGCUGUCAUGAAUGCCAUGCCCAGCCAGUCUGCCAAGAACUUACUACCUGAUGCUACAGCACUAGCAGACAUCAUGCCAAUGGAUAAGAAAGUCCUACAGAGCAUUGUCCUAGAAGGUGAUGAUCGUGGAGGGUCAGUUCCUAUAUAUGGACGUGAGGUUGACAUAACACCCAGCUCAGCAUCAUGUGUUGAUAGCCCUAUCCCAGGUAGCAAUAAGGUAAAGAUUACACCUGUUGUGAACUAUGAAUGGGAGGCCAAAUACUACUUUGGAAACCUAGUAGCCGUCAACAAUACCUUCCUUGUCUAUGUGCUGAGAAUACAAUCUGGUUAUGGCCUGAGGAUUCUCAACAGACGCAGCACAGUCAGGGCCUUGUUGAAAGGAUUUUCUUGCAUCAUCGUUGACAUUGCUUUUGCGUUUCACAACGCGGACAUUCUGGGCUGCGUUGACCAGCGUGGAAAUCUCUCUGUUUGGCACAUCAAGGAAGAAGGCGGUAAAAUAACCUACGAACCAAAGAUCCAGGUGAAACGUAGCUUACAGCCGAGUGACUACCAUCGUAUCGUCUGGUGCCCUUACCUUCCGGAUGAUUUAUCUGACGAGGAGCUAUCUAAUGAGUGGAGCAAUCUCCUUGCCGUCUCACACGGCGAAAAGGCCGAGCUCUGGGACAUUGCAGUAGUUGCUAGUGAGCUAGGCACCAAUGAAAUCCUGUAUGAGCAGGUUUCUAAUGGACUGAUCAGAAUCAACGGCCAUACAAAGGCAAUCACCGACAUGGCAGUGUCUCCCGACGGGUCAGUCUUGGCCAGUGCCAGUAUGGAUGGCACCGUCAGAUUCUGGCAGAUGUAUUGGGAGGUGCCUGAGGACCCACCAAGAUGCCUUCAUCAGUUUGCUCCCCAUGAUGGCGAACCGGUCAUGUCUCUUCUUUUCUGUGAUAAUCACAAGCAACAAGAUGCAAGCUUGCCAUUCUGGCGGUUCCUCAUUACCGGUGCAGAUCGUAACCGAGAGUUGAAGGUUUGGUGCACCGUCCAGUGGACCUGCUUACAGAAGAUCCGCUUUGGAUCCUCCCCAAACGAUAUCCAGCCAUGCCUCAAGGUCAAGCUUGAUCUCAGCGCCAGCUUCCUCAUGGCUACUGACAUCAGGAGGAAGGUUUUGUAUGUAAUCCAGUUAUACCAAGAACAUGAAGAAGGCCGAGCUCAUUUCAGUUCAGUAACAGAAUUCCUGUUGAUGCAACCGAUGCUAAGCUUCGCCAUCGUUGAUGCUGGACGAUGCCGGGCCAAGCAAACCCAAGAGGAGGUUGAAGAUGGAGAGGAGCUCCAACCUGGUGAAUUUGAGGAAGUAUCUCCUGGAGAGGAUGGUGAUAGGGUGGACAACGGUCAAGCAGUUAGUGUCCUAGUCAAGAUGUUCUGUGUCUUUUCAAGGGCAUUACAAGAACUACAGAUUCGUUUCCAGCCGACACCCUCUGUGAAGCAAGAUAUAUUGGCUGGCUCUAUUAAUACAACUACGUCACAUGGAGAUAAUACAUUACUGGAUGGACUCUCUGAUGUGAGCUUCAGUGCCACAGAACGCUCUUUGGGGUCCACUGAUACUGAACAACCUCGCCUGGACACAGCAUCAUUACCUUCACCCCACAGAGAUCCUCAAACACCCUCCGCAGAGACCAGCUCUUUCACCUCCGAGUCUACUCACUCUUCUAGCCAGCCAUACCUCAUGACACCAGAAUCCCUCAUGAACAGCUCCCGCUCACCCACCAAGACUACCACGCCCCAGAACCUGCUCCGAGACAGCACCACCAGCUCAAGUAGCAGUUUCACCCACAUCACGGGCACCAAUGUCUCUGUGGAUGAUCUGUUGAGCUCCUGCGGGACUUCUGAAAUGAACACUCUUGCUGCCACGCCGGACAGCUCUGUGACGCUCACCCCGACGCCAACUGCUUCAAAUCAUGUAUCUCCCCUGGUGGGAAAGCCAUCGCCUGUUGGCGGUGGCCACAUGCCAAAGACAUAUGAACAGAUCAAAGAGGAUGAGGAUGAGGGACCAAAGUCACCACCCCCAUCACCUGUAGGAGGCGACAUCCAGGAUCUUCAGGGUGACCAGUUACUGGAGUCGUCGGAAAAUGUCGCUGAGCUGCUGAAGAAGAGCGCCAGGAUCAAGGAGAAGCGCAUCUCGGACUCGAGCGCAGAAGUGGCUCAGAUCCUUGGUACGAACGUUGAAGAGGAAGAGGCAGAGGAUGAGGAAUUAGAGGAUGAUGUGAUUGAACAAGAGGGGAAUGAUGAAGAAGAUAAUGGACAAAGUUCACCUGUUACCAUGGAUAAAGGGAAAGUGGAUGUUGAUGAUGGUAAAGAGGAGAAUCAAGUUGUUGUGGCACAAGAAACAAAUACACUGGAUGAAAAGAAUACUGAAGGAAUUUUACAGUCUUCAAGAACUGAUGAUGAUGAUGAUGGGUCACAAGCCUCAGCAGCUCACGGUGAGGUGAGAGACGAGAGGGGUAGCACCCAGUUACUCGGAGAACCCGUUGUUCAACAACUGCAAAAUCAGGCUUUAAGAAGUGAAGAUAGUGACCUUCAUCAGAGUGAAUACAGGCAACCACAACACAGCAUUGAUCAAGGAAAAUACCAACAGGAUAUUGGACAGAUCAUGAAUAACUUGGAGCAGAUGAUGUCACUGCUGCAGACCCAGCAGCAGGAGAUCAAGCAUCUAAGACAGGAGAUGAACAAAGCUCAGCUGAGUAACAGUAUCAUACAAUCUACCAAGGCUAGGAUAGACAAGCUUGAGAAGGGGUUGGGCACCAAGCUUGAUACCAUCUUCACCAAGCAAUCGGAACAAGAACGCCAAAGACUCAGCCUUGCUCUGCAGGAGAAGACCAAUCUUGAUAAGCAGAAGCAGGAACGUCUCCUAGAGACAGUCACCCAGACCCUCAAGCAACAGGUCACCAGUAGACUUGACAAGACAGUACGUACAGAGAUUGAGGCCAAGGUCGUACCAGAGCUUAAUAGAGUACUUGUUCCGGUCACCGAACAGCUGAAUACGAGUAUAGGCCAGAAACUGACCGCCACUGACCAGCUCAUGAAGGAGAAUAUUCAAAAACUUGUCAAGUCAAAGGGCGUUGCAGAUACCAUGGGACAGGCUGCAGCGAGCACCCUUUCAACCACCAUUCAGAACACCUACCGAGAAGCUUUCCACAGUACUGUCGUUCCUGCCUUUGAGAGGGCGUGUUCAUCCAUGUUUGAACAGAUUAAUACCAGUUUUGAUGCAGGCACAAGAGAAUAUGUGAAUCAGCUUGAAGCAAAUCUGGCCAAGACGAAGCAGAAACAGAGGGAGGGACAGGAGCCCAUCAUGAAGGAACUGAAAUCAAUGGUUGAAACGCAAAGGACAAGCAUGGAUGAACUCAAAGCAUCUAUCUUCCAGAAUGUACAGGGAGAGAUCUCUGAACAGCUGCAUACAACCACAGAAAAGUUAAAGAGAGACGUGCUGGACAGGGUUCAAGUGAUCGUCCAGGAGGAGAUCGGGACGGCACUCAAGGCUCAUCAGGCAACCCUCCAGCAGGAUAUGAUGGCUGCCAUCAGGUCGCAGGCAGCCACACCCAUACCGCAGGCACAGGACGUACAACACAUACAGGCCAAGAUUAAACAGUUGAUAGAACAGAAGCUCAUCAAUGCAGCUUUCCAACAUGCUCUGAACGCAUCAGACCUUCGAGUGGUGGUGUUCACUUGUAACGAGGUGACCCCUGACACCAUCUUCACUGACGACGGAUGUCUGCUGGAGCAGCCUGUGCUUCUCUCUCUCAUCCAACAGCUUUCUCAGGACUUGGGUUCACAGACCAAGAUCAAGUGCACAUACAUUGAUGAGGCAUUGCUUGCCGUAGACACCACCUUCCCAGUAACAAGAGAACAUCUAUCUGGUAUCAUCACAGAACUCUGUCGUCAGAUCACCAUGGUCCUACAGACACAGCCAAACCAUCCCCAGACUAAGCAGCUCAAGAGGGUCCUCAUGCAGGCCCAGUCCCUCAAAUAGGAUGUAAAACUGUUACUUUAUAGUCCUGUGAAUUAGAAGUUGAGACAAAGUUGUGCAACCCUGCUAUAAAAUGGAUGUUUGAACUAUUGAUUUCAAAAUGGAGUCAUCUGAUACGUGCCUAUCCCCAGACAUAAAUUGUUUUAUCACACCAAUACAUAAAAACAUAUAGCAAGAAAAUUGGAUUUCAAAAGAUUUGUGAUGGUAUAGCUGUAAUGCACAUUUUCCUCUCUGUAUCUGGUAUAUUGCAAAGUGGCUUUAUAUUUUGGACAGACAACACUAACAAUCACACAUAUCUACCUGAUGCAUGCAUCUAAUAUGUGUUUUUUUUUUAAGACUAAUCAUUUAGUUCCAUGCUUAUUUUCUGUUUUUAUCAAAACUGUCACUGAUCUUUAUUUUUAUUAAGGAGACUGAAACCCUUGGAUCAAGUUUGCUUGUAUGAAAACGGAAGAUCAAAGAAUAAGAUCAAUGAAAGUUUGAGAACAAUGGGACAAACAAUAAGAAAGUUAUAAGCACUUGAAUGUCAAAAUCAUGACUGCUAUGGAGAUCCUCCCCUUGGCAAUGCAACCAAGAUUUGUGAUGUCACCCCCUUUUAACACUGAUAAUAUACCUUCAAACAGACAAAUUGCUCAUUUUUAUAUUACAAACCCUUUUUCAAUAAUUUCAUGGAAUCUCUUUAACAUCUCCUGUGAAAAAAAAGCAACCUGUGAUCUGUAGAUGGAAUUCAUGAAUAUUGCAAUUUUAAUUGAAAUAUGUAGAAAAGAAAUUGAGGAUUUGUACAACAAAUUGAAUAUAACUCACAUUGGUCACAUUGCCCUUGGGAGGAUGUCAACAUCAUUAGUGAUGUCAACAUUAAAAUUCUUAUAACUUUCUUAUUGUUUGUUCAUUUUUUUUCUCAAACUUUCGUUGGUGUUUCUUUAAUUUUUUUUCACACAAACUAAUUUGUUCCCAGGGUUUCAUUCUCUUAUAAUGAAAUGUAAGGGAGACAAUGCUGUUGGAGUGAGGCAUGAUUUAUUACGAUCCUAUCUGCAUUUGGGCAAUUUCAUAUAAUACAAACAUCUUACCCUUAUAUGUGGAACAUUCCUGAAUUGUUUCACCUCCACUUGUCAUAUGAAUAGGUUUCAUGCUCUUCAAUCAUCAUGGCUUGACCAGUUCAUGAAAUAAGUAAAUAUUGAGGAAAGUAGGGGUCAGAAAGUAUUAAAAAAAAAAGGUUCAAUAUUUUAGAGAAUUGCCCGUAUGCUUUGCUUCAGGCUUCCACAUAAUACGUAUCUAGUUGUGCCAUUAUCACGUAUCAAAGCAUUGUCCUGCAUUCUUCACAAAGCACUUGAUAAAUCAUGAAAGAGUAUAUGGCAUUGUGUGAUAAUUUUUAUUCAUGCGCUUAGAAGCAAAAAUAUAUAUUUUUAAGCAUGUUUUUUACACCCAUUAAGUAUUUUUAAUCUAUUUUUUUUAAUUCUUUUUUUUUUAUUAUCGGGGCCCAUAUUUAUGAAGCUGAAUAAGUCUAAUCACAUCUAA
Molecule: messenger RNA, 5885 nt
Organism: Lytechinus variegatus (green sea urchin)
Lineage: Eukaryota; Metazoa; Echinodermata; Echinoidea; Temnopleuroida; Toxopneustidae
Product: enhancer of mRNA-decapping protein 4-like
Exons: 25
Coding region: 183-4376 (1397 amino acids)
Biological process (GO): deadenylation-independent decapping of nuclear-transcribed mRNA
Cellular component (GO): P-body
Molecular function (GO): protein binding
Source: RefSeq, a predicted model, not a curated record